Hypomesus transpacificus is the source of this 2330-nucleotide messenger RNA. Its product is annotated as rho-related GTP-binding protein RhoQ. The record is from RefSeq and is a predicted model, not a curated record. The transcript is spliced from 5 exons. Gene Ontology annotation, biological process: cortical actin cytoskeleton organization; small GTPase-mediated signal transduction. Gene Ontology annotation, molecular function: GTP binding; GTPase activity. Lineage: Eukaryota; Metazoa; Chordata; Actinopteri; Osmeriformes; Osmeridae. Bases 388 to 1011 code for a protein of 207 amino acids.
GCUACUGCCAACCUAAACGAAACGAGGGACCGAGAGCCAAGGGGCGAGCUGGGGAACAGGCGCCGUGACUUCCACGCUCGCGUAUUGCAGACUGUACUUACAGACCUAGGCGGGGGACAGAGAGAUGUUGUCACUGAGUUAAUCCAUUUCUGAAUAAGAAGUAGUGAAACCUGCAUUGUGUGUUUCGUCUGUAUAUGAGGAGCGAGAGGAAACCCCCAUAAUAUUUACUGGCAAAUUUGUGAUACGUGGACGGUGGGAGAGAUGCAAUUCCAAUUGAUCUCGGUGAGUCGCGCAAUUGGACUCAGACGCUGGUGAUGCCUGUCGAUUGGGGAUCACCGUGCAGCUCAGGAAAACAGGGCGUCGGAGGAUUAUGGUUAUGUCCGGAUCAUGGCAAACGGAACCGGUACUAUUAUGUUGAAAUGCGUUGUAGUUGGUGACGGUGCUGUGGGUAAAACAUGUCUGUUAAUGAGCUAUGCCAAUGACGCCUUUCCCGAGGAGUAUGUGCCCACUGUGUUUGACCACUAUGCAGUGAGUGUCAAUGUUGGCGGGAAGCAGUAUUUAUUGGGAUUGUACGACACAGCUGGUCAGGAGGACUAUGACCGCCUACGGCCCCUGUCCUACCCUAUGACCGAUGUCUUCCUCAUCUGCUUCUCUGUGGUUAACCCAGCCAGCUUCCAGAACGUUAGGGAGGAGUGGGUGCCGGAAUUGCAGGAAUAUGCACCUACUGUCCCCUACCUGCUCAUAGGAACCCAGAUUGACCUGCGUGAUGACCCAAAGACCAUAUCCAAGCUGAAUGACAUGAAAGAGAAGCCAAUCACCACUGAGCAGGGCCAGAGGCUGGCCAAAGAGAUUGGAGCAUGUUGUUACGUGGAGUGCUCUGCCCUGACGCAGAAGGGACUGAAGACUGUGUUUGAUGAGGCCAUCAUCGCCAUCCUUACCCCCAAGAGGAAGAAAGGAGCCCUAAAGAGAAGAUUGGGGCCGCGGUGUAUUAAUUGCUGUCUUAUCACGUGAUGCAAGGCAAAAGGCAAAGCCAACAACCAAUCUGGAUACACAUCUGAACUGAGGACAGAGACGUCAUAAACAGGGGAGAGAGUGACCGAAAGACGAUGAAAUUGAUGUAAGAGGAGACCAUCUUAGAUUUGGGCAUCGCAAAAGCUUCAUGUGUUUCCUGCUGUCUGUGGGGUGAUAUUGCAGUUUUACAACCAAAGGAGCACAGACCCAAGUCAAUAUCCUCAGCAAGACUGUAUAGGCCUCCCAAAGUACCUUAUUUUUUAACCGUUUUUUAAUCCUUUUACUUGUACAAACUUACAUUAUAAACUGUAAGGAAAAAAGUAUGCAUUUUUAAGUUUUGAGUAAUUGUUUUCUAAUAUCAUUCAUAGUUAUAAAUAGAGGAAGAUGGAAUGAGUUGUACUGCACUCUGUACCUUUCAUCCAGGAGCUUUACAUGAGUUUAAAGGUCCACCUCAUCUAAACAAACAUUUUCUUUAAGAAACAGAAUGGAAUCCCUUUAGUAUAAAGAGUGAAUAUUCGUGUUUGAAGAGUGACUCCUCCACCUAUCCUUUGUUAAGAAAACACUAUAAGCUCUAUUUGGUUUGACUUGCAGUGCAAAUAUAACAUGAACCUGGGUUUAUGCCCAAAGAACUGAAUAUGACUGUAUAGAAUGGAUGUUAACAGGGAAUGAGACAACCCAAUAUGUCCAUUUUAAUUAAGCACAUACUAUGUCUUAUCCCUACUCCCCAUCCAAGCACAGUCUCUAGACAACCUCCUUACUCACUCUGGCUUCUAAUGCCAAUGACUGGAGCACCGAGUAUUAGUUUGAGCACAACUCCCCUACCCAACCACAAUAUCCCCACAACUUGCACACUUAAACCCAGUUUGACCCUCUACCCCCUUCUGAUACACUCUCUCUUUCAAACCUCCUACUCUCCCAUACCCUAUCCAAGUUAGAAGGAAAAUACCUUGAAUAUUUGUCAGCUAAACUGAAAGAUCACCAGGAUUGACAUUUGAACGUUUAUUCAUUUAUAUUGAUGUAUAAAGGUGCCAACUCCAUUCUAAAUGACUGACCUUAUAGUUUGUUGUUUCAUUUUAACAUGUUUAUGAAAAGCUUUAAUGGUAACGGUGCUCCUUUUCUGCCCAAACUUGCAUUUUAUUAUUUUAGUUAAGCACUCCCAGCACACUAGGGAGUUAACCUUCUCUCUCCGAACAGGGAAUGUUGAGCCUGAACACAUGCUGUUGAGGUUAAUGCCUCAGGUCAUCCUGAGUACAUGCAGACACCAGUGUAGCCUCUUCCCAUUCAACUUCUCUAUUCUGAAUAAAUGUGAUUACUGUCAA